UGACGAGUUAAAAUAGACGUACCGAAAUAAUCCAGCGUUCGACUGCAGUGUUCGUACGAACGCCGGCAAGCAUGCCGUGAAAUAACAUCGCGAGUAUAGGCACACAAAAAUCCUUUAUAGAGAGGUAAUUUUAAAUAAAUGGUUAUACACCCAAGAAAAAUACCAAAGGAAAAAUAAGUAAAAUGUUGGAACGUGACACCGAGGCUGACAUUGGCGAGUACUUUCGCGAAAAUCUUUUGGAGGUACGUAGGGCGGUGGAUGUUUGCGAAUUCCGAAAAUUUGCGGCCGUAAAUACGAACGGAGAACGGGUUGCGUACGUAUUGAAAUAUCCAGAAGCACGUCGCCUACCGCUGGAGUUUCCAGGAGUUGGAGAAAAGAACCACGACAGAGCACUCAAGCUGAAAGAAACCGGAAACAGCCUCUUCGGUCGCGGGAAUUUUCUAAAAGCUUUGAGCAACUACUCAGACGCUGCCAUAGUAGCACCGGAUAGCGAUUUAUCAGUGAUUUUGGCAAAUCGUUCGGCGGUUUUGUACCACCUGGAGCGUUUCGACCUGGCGGUAUCGGAUGCCGAAGAAGCAGUCCGCAUUGGAUACCCGCAGGAGCUCAUGUACAAGCUGGAAGAACGUCGCGCAAGGUGUCUCCUAGCCCUAAAAAAGCACAAUGCGGCCAUGGACGCCUUCAAAAGUACACUAAGGGCGCUUGAUUACGCAAAGAUUUCCGCUGAGAAGAAGCAGAAAAUUGAGUACGACGCGAGGGUAAUGCUGGCCGUCAUGGAGAAGGGAAACCAGUUGAACAGCACCGCCAACUCCCAGAAUUCAACGGCUCCGUCACCUUCUCCGAAAAAAUCCUUACCCAAGCUAUCCGGCAACCAAAAUCCGGAUUAUCCGGCAUUCAGCGACGCCGUUGAUUUCAAGGAUUCCGGCAGCUCGGUUGGAAGAUACGCAGUUGCAAAACGUGAAAUAUUACCCGGCGACGUGCUGGCAGCAGAAAAACCACACUCCGCGGUUCUUCUUCCGGAAUUCAGACUGUCUCAUUGUCACCUUUGCUUCGCGAGAGUAGUUGCUCCAGUACCAGCUUCGUGCAACACCUGCACCAUCAUCAUCUACUGUUCGCCAAAAUGUCGGAAUCGCGAUGUCAAAGCACACGCGUUGGAGUGUCCUCUACUGUUGGCGUUGUACGUGUCUUCUGCCUCCGUCACGUGUUUUUUGGCUCUGAAAUCGGUUGUUCAAAUACCAUUAAACGAACUUCUGAAGAUGAAAGAUUCUUUGAACGCCGAGAUCAAGCCAUAUAAAGGAGAUGAUUACAGGUGUCUGCACGGCCUAGUAACACACGGGGACGAAAGAACGGCUGAUGAUCUCUUUCACCGGGCGUACAUGGCCGGCUGGCUUCUUAGACUUUUAAAACGUAGUUCGUACUUCCCCAAAGAGGUCAAUACUCCGGAUUCUGCUGAUUCACAACUUUCUCCCGAAGAAAUCUUUGUGGGGGGCUUGAUCCUUCACAAUAUUCAAUUACUGCAGUUCAACGCUCACGAGAUUUCAGAAUUGGUAAGACCCAAGGGCGCGAUAACUUUGGACAAGGCGAAGAGUAUUUUCAUCGGUGGAGGUGUCUAUCCGACAGUAGCUCUUUUAAAUCACUCCUGCAAUCCUAGUGUCAUCAGAUACUUCGUUGGAACGACGAUGGUGGUUCGAGCGCUGCGAACUAUACGACCGGGCGAAGAAGUUAGCGAAAAUUACGGUCCAAUUUUCACUACCAUGCCGUUGAGUGAACGGAAGCGGAAGUUGAGAUUACAGUAUUGGUUUGACUGUAGCUGCGAGGCUUGCGCGAAUCAGUGGCCCCUUCUAGAAGGAAUAGAUCCACGAAUACUCAGAUUCAGAUGCGACUCCGGCGAAGCCUGCGGUAACAUUUUACCGGUGUCGACGGAAUCGAAUGAAUUCAUGGUUACCUGCUCGAAGUGUAAAAAAUCGAUGAAUAUAUUGAAGGGAUUAAAAGCUAUCCAAGAUACGGACUCGAUAUUCAAGACUGCCUCUAGGCAACUCGAAAGUGGUGAACACGAGAAGGCGCUGAAGGCAUACUUUGAAAUUUUAAAAUUACUUGAUGAAAACUUAGCGCCUCCUCUCAGAGAUUAUCACUUGUGUCAACAGGGGGUCAGAUUGUGUCUUCUCGCUAUUGGAAAUACGAGUUUCUAUUAAAAAAAUGUGAUAUUUGAAAAAAUUGUUUCCAAAAAACCUGUGCAUUAUAAACUUUACAACAUCGAAAAGCCGAAUUUAACUUUCCGACGGCAGAACUGUUCAGUAGAUCACUGUGUGCUGAGAAAUAAAAUCAAAUAUUGAGAAUAAUAUAAAUUGAAAUUUUUUAUCAAAAACACACAUAUGAUGACUGGAUAAGGUUGCGCCUUAAUACGAUUAAUGAAUGAGGUCGGAACAAAUAAUACCGUAUAGAUUACAGCUUUAUUUUAAAUCCUUAAAUUUGUAAGAGUACAAAAUAAUUAAUACAACAUAAAACAACUGUGGGUUCGUUCACAUUAUAUUCGUGUUAUUUGAAACACGUCAUUCAAUCAACCACUCCGUUGAUUGAAUGUUAUUUUAUAGUCAGUAAUUGCAAUAAAAUAGUUAGAUUCUCAAUAUAUUUGAAACACAGCGCAGAUGUAUGUGAGUUUAGAACUGUUCGUUUGUGUUUUGCAUAAGUCUUAGCCCUAACUUAAAGUUAUGUCAUAAUAUUUGUAUGAUGUGUUUUCCCUUCUUUCUUUUUUUAGUUUCUUUUUGAACAUGUGAUUCAAUUAAUGUACAAAGAAUGCUUUGCUCUUCUUCUUCUUGGGAUUUUUAAGUCCGUCCUUUCUCGAACAUUUAGGACCUAACUGUAAGUAAAUAGAACAAUACUGUAGAAUAGAACGAAGAGAAAUCCAAUCGCGUUUAAAGAAGCUCAGAAUUGACUACAGAUGGGUUCGUUGCACGGACGUUACAACAAAUCGCUGUAGAUAAUAAGAAUAGGUAUUCAAGUAAUUAAAAAGACGUCCAUCACGAUUACAAUGUCAGGCCCAAAUACGCGUCACAAUGUGUUCACAUUAUUUACAAUCAUGAAUCAUCGUAUGCAAGUAUUUACAAUAUCUAUAACUUAUGACCUUUAUCUUAUAGUCACCGUCGCAGUUAUCAGAAUUCUACCUAUUAUUUCGCGCUGUUUUCAUUUAACUAAUCUUAACGUAUCAACGGUGCUCUACGAGGUUCUACUAGUUGGAAUAAUUGAGCGAGAAGGGGAGAAAAAAAAAAAACUUACAAAUGCUGUAAGAACGCGAUAAUAAAUGAAGCGAGUAA
Neodiprion fabricii is the source of this 3308-nucleotide messenger RNA. RefSeq names its product SET and MYND domain-containing protein 4-like. The transcript has 8 exons. The record is from RefSeq and is a predicted model, not a curated record. Gene Ontology annotation, molecular function: protein binding. Lineage: Eukaryota; Metazoa; Arthropoda; Insecta; Hymenoptera; Diprionidae. Bases 183 to 2189 code for a protein of 668 amino acids.